AAUGGACCAGAAGGCUCUAAGGAAACUGGUGGAAUCCAUCAGUAAAACUGUCAAGAGCUUCAAAAAAAGUGAAGUAGAGUGUCUCAUAAGACUUUUUCACAGCUUGGUGGAAAGAGAUGACGUAAGACUUCAUAAUAAUGUACUAGAUCGCAACACAUUUCGAGCAACCCUGCACAACUUAUUUGGAAUGACUGAUGAUAUGCUAAUGAAGAGGGUAUUUUUUGCAUUUGACAAAAACGAUAACUGCAUGAAUGUAAAAGAGUGGAUUAAAGGAUUAUCAGUGUUUCUUCGAGGGACUUUUGAAGAAAAGCUGAAGUUCUGUUUUAAAGUUUAUUAUUUGAACAGUGAUGGUUACAUUUCUCGAGAGGAAAUAUUUGACAUGUUGAAGAACAGUCUACACCAACAGUCAUCUGAAAAAGAAACUGAUGGAGGAAUAGAAGAGUUGGUAGAGAAAAUGCUGAAGAAAAUGGAUUAUGACAACGAUGGCAAGAUAUCUUUUGCAGUCUUUGAAAAAGCAGUGAAAGAAGAAACUCUUUUGUUGGAGGUGUUUGGACAAUGUUUACCAGAAGCAAAGAUUUGUCUUGAUUUUGAAGCCCUGGCAUUCACACAUCCUGACUUUUAGUUUUUGAAUGUAAAUCACUUAGUAGUUGUAUUAAAAUAAAAACAGAUACUUGUUGUCUAUCUUUAUUGUAAAGUUUCUGUAUUUGCUUCAAUUAAUUCACAUCGUUAUUGCAGUGUGAGAAGUAAUGUUAUAAGAACAGUUUCUGUAAUAGUAAGCGUGGAUCAAAAUAACAUCUAUAAUAAGUAAUGACAAACUAAUAUUAUUUUAUUUAUAAGUUAGCUAACAAUCUUGGAUCUGUGGCAAAUACUGAUUCAGCCAUUCCCAAUUCU
Molecule: messenger RNA, 891 nt
Organism: Rhinolophus ferrumequinum (greater horseshoe bat)
Lineage: Eukaryota; Metazoa; Chordata; Mammalia; Chiroptera; Rhinolophidae
Product: EF-hand calcium-binding domain-containing protein 1-like
Exons: 6
Coding region: 2-622 (206 amino acids)
Molecular function (GO): calcium ion binding
Source: RefSeq, a predicted model, not a curated record